Colius striatus (speckled mousebird) is the source of this 4365-nucleotide messenger RNA. It is a transcript of the gene STAR, whose product is annotated as steroidogenic acute regulatory protein. NCBI's taxonomy places the organism in Eukaryota, Metazoa, Chordata, Aves, Coliiformes, Coliidae. Gene Ontology annotation, biological process: intracellular cholesterol transport; steroid biosynthetic process; regulation of steroid biosynthetic process. Gene Ontology annotation, molecular function: cholesterol transfer activity; cholesterol binding. The record is from RefSeq and is a predicted model, not a curated record. Gene Ontology annotation, cellular component: mitochondrial intermembrane space; mitochondrion. The transcript has 12 exons. Bases 2201 to 3046 code for a protein of 281 amino acids.
AGGCAUGGUGAGGGGGCGGCGGGGCUGCUGCCCGGCCGCUGCCCCCUGCCCCCGGCCGCCCCCACGCCCCCUCCCCCCGCGCCAUGGAGCUGGAGAACAUGGUGGCCAACACGGUUCUGCUGAAAGCCCGCGAAGGAGGUGGUGGCAAGCGCAAAGGCAGGAGCAAGAAGUGGAGGGAGAUCCUCAGGUCCCCGCACAUCAGCCAAUGCGAUGAGCUGCGCAAGGGCCUGGGUGAGCCAUCCCCUGGCAGAACGAGAUGAUCGAGACCGAGUGCUUCAAGGACCUCAACGCGUUCGGCCCCAGCGGCAGCCGCUCCCCGACCUGGCCUGGAGGCAGCUGCCCGAGCCCCGCAGGCGCAGCCUCCUGCACCGGCUCUUCCGACGCCGCCCGACCGACCCCGCCGUGGGCAGCGCUGUCCGGCCCCCGCAGCCCGAGCCGGGGAGCUCGCACCCUCCCGCGGCCAACUCCGCCGUCCAGACCUCAGCCCCGGCCCCGUCCAGACCCCUGUCGCCGUCCGGGGGCGGCCGCCACCCCCCCGACCCCCCUCAGGGUGCUCCGGGGGCUCCGGGGGGCCGGUGCAAGCCCAGCGAGCCGCCGGCACACGUGGGCAGGGAGAUGGGGCAGAGGCUCCCAGACCCCCAGCAGCUCCCCAGCCCCGUUUCCCCCAGCCCAUUCCUGCCCCCACCCCCAGCUGCCCCCAUCCAGCCGCAGCCAGGGGAAAGGAAUGGGGCAGGGACCUGUUUUUGCUGCGUUUGAGCCUGCUGUGUGACCUCCACGGGCUGGGGGAGGGGGGCUGGGGGUUUAUCUGUGCUCCCAGAAACAAAAGCAGCCUUGGAGUGGGGGGAGGGGACACCCUCAGCUCCCCUCAGCCGGCUGCAGCUGCAGGGAUGGGGGUCACCCUGACAGUGACCCCCCCAAACCCGGGAGGAACAACCUUCCCACUCCUGCUUCGGCCAUGGCAACACACACCAGGCUCAGAGAGGGGAUUUGGUGGUGUGGGGCAGCGUGGGGGUCUCUGUGGCCUCACCUGGGGGGUGCCCCAGCAGGGUGCUGGGGGUGCCUGAGCCCCCUCCCCAGCGUGUCUGUGCCCCUGGUGCUUUGGUUGCCCCUCGCUGGGGUUUUGUAGGUUUGUGGCCUGUUGUGGCUGUUUGUUGUGACUUUUUACCUUCAGCACCACGAGGGACAGGGGGUUUUUAAGCUUAAAAGCUGCAAAGGGAGCUGUGUGGUGACCUGGCAGCAGGACAGGGGGUGCUGGGGGGCUGCAGGGGCUUUCUCUGCUGUUUUACCCCCCUGCCCCAGCAUUUUCCUCCCUCCUCACUGCCCCAUGGAGGGUGCCCAUCUUGCAGUGGGGCUGUGCCAUCAUCCAGGGCAUGCCCUCACUCCCAGCACCCCAGCUCAGCAGAGCCCGGCUCAGCACCAGCAGCAGAGGGUCCAGGGUGGGAUCCAGGCAGUGCCUGGGGCCUCAUCCUGAGCACACAGGGGCUCAGGCAGCCAGACUGGCCCCGCUCCCUCCUGCCCCGAUGCAGAGGCACCGUCCCAGAGCCCCAGGUAGGUGCUGGCCCCCGACUCCCAGAGCCCUGAUCCCCAGCCCAGCGCUGCGGCUGCCCCCCGGGGCCGUCCCCCACCGGAGGCUGCUGCACCCCUCCCCACACAGGCUCAGCAGAGGGAGCCCGAGGGACCAUGUCUGCAGGAGAUGCUGAGCUCACAUCAGGAGCUGGUACCUGGGGAGCAGCUGGAGGGAGCUCAGGCUGGGGCAGAGCUGCAGCAGCCACCCAGGAGACCCCCUUCAGCACCAGGCAGGGACCAGGAGCACGGCUGCAGCCGGGAACCCCCAGGAACCAUCGGGGAAGAGGAUGGUGCAGCACCAGCAUUGCAUCACUGACCUGAACACGAGGGGUCUUCCUGAACACGAGGGGUCUUCCUGAACACGAGGGGUCUUCCUGAACACGAGGGGUCUUCCUGCACGUGCUGGAGGGGCAGCACCUCAGGGAGCAGCAGGAUUCUUGCUGGGUGCCAGCUGCGCAAGGAGCCCGCGCCUGGCCUUGGCCCCCCGCCCUGCCGUGAGUGACGGCUCUUAUCUCGCUGCUGACAAGCCAGCAUCCUUCAGCUGCUCUACUUAAGGCUGGGUGCCCGUGGGGCUGGGCCAGAGCAGCCACAGACACAGCCCCCAGCAGCCCAGGGCUCCCAGCACCACGGGAAGAUGCUGCCGGCCACCUUCAAGCUCUGCGCUGCCAUCUCCCACCAGCACCUGCGCAACGUGACGGGUCUGAGAAGAAAAGCAGCCGUGGCCAUCAGCCAGGAGCUCAGCAAACUCUCCUGCCACAGCCCCGGCCCCGGCACGUGGAUUAACCAGGUCCGCAGACGAAGCUCCUUGCUCAGCUCGAGGCUGGAGGAGAAGCCCUUCAGCGAGAUGGAAAUGUCUUACAUCAAGCAAGGAGAGGAAGCCCUCCAGAAAUCCCUCAGCAUCCUCGAGGACCAGGAUGGCUGGAAGACAGAAACCAUGGUGCGCAACGGGGACAAGGUGCUGAGCAAGGUGCUGCCGGACGUGGGGAAGGUGUUUCGGCUGGAGGUGGUGGUGGAUCAGCCCCUGGACGCCGUGUACAGCGAGCUGGUGGAUAACAUGGAGCAGAUGGGAGACUGGAACCCCAACGUGAAGGAGGUCAAGAUCCUGCAGAGGAUUGGCAAGGACACGGUGAUCACGCACGAGAAGGCAGCAGCAGCCCCCGGGAACAUCGUUGGGCCGCGGGACUUCGUGAGCGUGCGCUGCUCCCGGCGCCGCGGCUCCACCUGCGUGCUGGCCGGCAUGGCCACGCAGCACCGCGCCAUGCCCCAGCAGGACGGCUUCGUCAGAGCGGAGAACGGCCCCACGUGCAUGGUGCUGCGCCCGCUGCCCGGCAGCCCCUCGCAGACCAAGCUCACCUGGCUCCUCAGCAUCGACCUCAAGGGCUGGCUCCCCAAGAGCAUCAUCCACCAGGUUCUGUCCCAGACGCAGAUGGAUUUCGCCAACCACCUCCGGCAGCGCCUGGCCCAGGCUGGGACCUGCUGAGGGGCUGGGGCAGGGGCAAAGGGGGCUGGGCUGAGGCAGAGCUAACGAGCCCAGGGCUGGAGUAGGAGACACCACUAAUUAACGGGGUUUCAAUGAAGAAAGCAAGCUUGCUUUGUUGAAACUGGUGAGUGGGGUGCAGGGCCCUGCCUGGGCCUCUGCUCCUGGGCAAAGGCAGGACCAAAACCUCUAUUUAUUUCAAUUAAUAAAUAAAGCUUUAAUUAGUGAUGUCUGCUAGUAAAGGCCUUGGGGGGCAUUAGUUAUUAGGGACCUGACCCACCCCAGGCCUGACACCUCCCUCUCCUCCCCAGCCACAGCCCAGCCCUCCACCUUUUAUUCCCUUCCCCUGAAGCAGCUCUAAUUUAUUUUUCCCCUGCACAGACAAAGUGCCCCGUUAUUUAUUCCCUGGGAAGCUCUGCAGGGGGGGCAGAGGCAAGAGGGGCCCUGGAGCUUCAGCUUGUGAGCUCCACUGUGAGGCCAGGUGGAGUGUAAAUCCCCUUCAUCACAAAGCAUAAGACAGAAAACAAACAACAGUAGGAGUUAAAAGCCUUUAUUCUUAAACUGAUGUCCAGGCUGGGGCAGGGAAGGGAGAAGUUCAGUCUGACAGGCAGUGGCCCAGUUCCACCACCACCCCUGGGGCUGGAAGCUGCUCCCAGGUUCUGGAUCCCGCUGCAGCACGGGAGAUGAGACCCCAAGCCUCGUGUUCCCAGCCCUGUAAGAGCUGCUGCAGGCUCCCAGAGCUCCUCUGCAGGUUCCUCUGACAGACAGCACAGCCCAGGCUGGCCCCUGAGGCCCAGGAUGGCCCCCCCAGGCCCAGCUCUGGCUACGGCUCCCAGGGGGGGCUUCGCCUCCCAUCCACCUCUGUCUCCACGUGGUAGAGGACGUCGGCCAGCGUGUGCUCCACCACAGCCCCCCAGCCCAUGUCACUCAUCUGCAGGGAAAGGGGAGGCAGGCAGGGAGCUGUGAACAUGGGCAGAGCAAAACCAGCCCUGUCCUACAGCUCUGGGGGGGGAAAAAGGAGUCCCAGCACAGUGGGGGCUGGAAGGACCCUGCAGAGCUCACCCAGCCCCUGCUCAAGCAGGUUCCCCUGGCUCAGGGGGCACAGGAACAUGUCCAGGUGUGUUUGGGAACCUCCUGAGAAGGAGCCUCCACCCCCUCCCUGGGCAGCCUGGGCCAGGGCUCCCUCAUCUUUACAAAUAAAGAAGUUUUUCCUUGUAUUUAAGUGGGACUUGUUGUGUUCCAGCUCAUGUCCAUCACCCCUUGUCCUGGCACCGGCCUCCCCAGAACAAAGACCACCCACCCUUUAGGUACCUGUAUGUAUU